CUCACAUCAGAGCCCUUCGAUUUCAAUGGCGAAACCAGCUACCCUUCUGACCUUUUUCCUUCUCACUCUUUUCCUCGUCUCCACCACCUUCGGUUUUCGGUUUUCAGAUGUUGUUAAUGACGAUCCCGAACAGCAGCUCAAGCAAUGCCGGAAAGAAUGCAGACAGCGUCAACCAGGCGAGAAAGAGUGCCCGCAACGGUGCGAGCAGCAAUAUCGAGAACAAACAAAGCAACGCCAUGGUGGUGGCGAGAGGGAGGGAGAAGAUCCAGAACAUCAGCUAGAGAGAUGCAGAGAAGGGUGCAGGCAGCGAAAGCAGCAGCACCAAAGUGAAUGCGAGGAUUGGUGCGAACAGCAGUACAAGGAACAGAAAGGACAGGGUCGUGGUGGUGAUAGGGAUAGAGAGAACCCACAGAGGGAAAGCAGUGAAGAGCAAGAACGGAAUAAUCCAUACUUCUUCGAUGAACAGAGCUUUACUCACCGUGUGAGAACCGAAGAAGGCAAUAUCAGGGCUCUAAAGAGGUUCUCUAUGCAGUCGAACCUUCUGCAAGGGAUCGACAACUACCGGCUGGUCAUCCUAGAGGCGAACCCUAAUACCUUCAUCAUACCUCACCAUUGCGAUGCUGAGAUAGUUCUCUAUGUGGUUAGAGGAAGAGGAAAUAUCAAUAUCCUGAAAGAGAACAAUAAGGAGUCGUACAACAUUCGCAGAGGAGAUAUCCUUAGGAUAAAUGCCGGGGCUACUGUCUUCCUUAUCAACAAAGACAACAACGAGAAGCUCUAUGUUGCGAAGUUUCUCCAAUCCGUCGCGACGUCAGGUCACUACAGGGAAUUCUUUGGUGCAGGAGGUGAGGACCCUGAAUCGUUUUAUCGGAGCUUUAGCAAUGAUGUUCUUGAGGCCGCUUUCAAGACUCCUAGGGAUAGGUUGGAGAAGUUGUUCGGUCAGCAGAGAAAAGGUGCGAUCAUCAAGGCUUCCCAAGAGCAGAUAAGGACCAUAGAGCGACAUGCGUCUUCUGCUAAGGGCAGUCAUCAGUGGCCUUUUGGAGAAUCGAAGGGACCCUUCAACCUGCUGAACAAGCAGCCCACGCAUUCCAACAACUACGGUAAGUUGUGGGAAGCUGAUGCUGACGACUACAAGCCGCUCCAAGAUCUUGACGUCCAAGUCGCUUUUGCUAAUAUCAGCCGUGGAGGAAUGCAUCUGCCCUUCUACAACUCGAAGUCAGCAAAAGUGGUGUUGGUGGUGCAAGGAACGGGCUACUUCGAGAUGGCGUGUCCUCACGUCUGGAGCCAGCGUCGCCAGAGCGAGCAAGGAGGCCGCCAGAGCGAGCAAGAAAAAGAAGAAGAGGAGCAGCAGCAUGAGGGUCCUGUACGCUACCAAAGAGUCCGUUCUCGUCUCUCUCCCAAUACGGGCUUUGUCGUCCCAGCUGGUCAUCCAGUCGUUACCGUUGCUUCUGGUAACGAGAAUCUGCAGAUGUUGUGCUUUGAAGUAAAUGCCUGGGACAACCACAAGUACUAUCUAGCAGGAAAGAAGAACAUACUGAGGCAGAUGGAGAAGGAAGAGAAGGAGCUCUCGUUCAGUUCACCUGCAAAAGAGAUAGAUGAGAUCUUCAAUGCUCAGGGGGAGGAGGCUUUCGCUCCUGGACCGGAGCAACUCCAAGAGAGACAGGAGGGAGGAAGCCACGGGCCUCUAGAGUCUAUCUUGGAUUUCGCUGGCUUUUAGUCUUUUAACUGCUCUCUGUGGCACGAGAUCUAUGUAGUAAGGGACUGAUUACCUACCCACCUACCUACAUGUAAGUACGUGUUGAGACUUGAGAGUGUAAAUACCGAAUAAGAGUUUCCAAGAGCUGGGAAGAAUAAAAGGUGGUUUUCCCGUGUA
Messenger RNA from Magnolia sinica, 1870 nucleotides. Its product is annotated as vicilin Cor a 11.0101-like. The record is from RefSeq and is a predicted model, not a curated record. NCBI's taxonomy places the organism in Eukaryota, Viridiplantae, Streptophyta, Magnoliopsida, Magnoliales, Magnoliaceae. The transcript has 6 exons. The coding region runs from base 26 to 1714 and encodes 562 amino acids.